Molecule: messenger RNA, 1621 nt
Organism: Saccostrea echinata
Lineage: Eukaryota; Metazoa; Mollusca; Bivalvia; Ostreida; Ostreidae
Product: metallophosphoesterase MPPED2-like
Exons: 6
Coding region: 74-970 (298 amino acids)
Molecular function (GO): hydrolase activity
Source: RefSeq, a predicted model, not a curated record
CUCUGCUUUGACUUGGUAAAGAGACUUGGAAAACCAGAUGGAACAAGGAAAUUUUUUAUGAAUAGGAAUCUAGAUGAUGUCAGGCGCUGAAGAAAUUAAGGUAGAUAAAGACACUGCAAAUCCAUCAAAGGCCUGGGAGAGAAUCAGAAUCCACCAGCAGCACAUCAGAUGUCCCCUGCCAGACCCCAUUACCCUUGUCACACCUGACAAGAUUCGAUUUGUCUGCAUCUCUGACACCCAUGGAAAGAUUGAGAGGUCAGGAUUACGUAUGCCUCCCGGAGAUGUGCUUCUUCAUGCUGGAGACUUUACAAUGAAAGGACAGCUAACAGAAAUUGAGAAAUUCAACUCAUACUUAGGUUUUCUGCCAUACAAGCUUAAGAUUCUUGUUGCUGGAAACCAUGAUUUAACCUUGGAUGAGGAACUCAGUGAUUCAACUUUGCGAUCUUUUGGACUUCAGCAUUCUGAGAUUGAGUCAUACCUUAAAUCCAGGGGACUUAAAUCUGUAAAGGAAAUGUUAACAAAUGCAGUAUAUCUCCUAGAUUCCUCAGUCAGUAUAUGUGGGAUCAAGCUUUAUGGUGCACCUUGGUCACCAAAGCACUUCAAGAGAAUGGCUUUUCAGUGGCGUAGGGGACAAGAAUUAAAGAAAUGUUGGGACAAAAUACCAGAAGAUACUGAUAUAUUAAUGUCCCAUACCCCUCCUUGUGGACAUGGGGAUCUGACCGGUGGAAACAAUAACGUAGGCUGUGUAGAACUCCUUAAUACAGUACAGAAACGAGUCAAACCAAAGUACCAUGUGUUUGGACACAUUCAUGAAAGUUAUGGGGUGACCUCAGAUGGGUUCACGACCUUUAUCAAUGCUUCGACCUGUACUAGAAGAUACAAACCCACCAACUCACCUGUUGUGUUUGACUUUGACAUUCCAGAGGGGCAUAGUAAAGAAGAACUUCUACACAUGAAGAAAAAUUCCUGAUUUUUAGCUCACCUGAGCCAAAGGCUCAAGUGAGCUUUUCUGAUCAAAAUUUGUCCGUUGUCUGUCAUCGUCGUUGUCGUCGUUGGCGUCGUCGUAAACUUUUCACAUUUUCAUCUUCUUCUCAAGAACCACUGGGCCAAAUUCAACCAAACUUGCCACAAAGCAUCCUUGGGUAAAGGGGAUUCAAGUUUUUUCAAAUGAAGGGCCACGCCCUCUUUCAAGGGGAGAUAAUUAGGAAUUAGUGAAAAAAUAAUGGCAUCAUUUAAAAAUCUUCUUCUCAAGAACCACUGGGCCAGGAAAGAUGAAACUUAUGUGGAAACAUUCUCAGGUAGUGUAGAUUCAAGUUUGUUCAAAUCAUGACCCCCGGGGGUAGGGUGGGGCCACAAUGGGGGAUCCAAGUUUUACAUAGAAAUAUAUAGGAAAAUAUCUUUAAAAAUCUUCUUCUUAAGAACAGUAAAGCCAAGAUUGGUCAUAUUUAUAUGGAAGCAUCCUCAGGUAGUGUAGAUUCAAGUUUGUUCAAAUCAUGACCCCCGGGGGUAGGGUGGGGCCACAAUGGGGGAUCCAAGUUUUACAUAGAAAUAUAUAGGAAAAUAUCUUUAAAAAUCUUCUUAAGAACAGCAAAGCCAUGAUUGGUCAAAUUUUUAUGGAAGC